AUGGUGACGAUCGACACACAACUCAACGAGCGUAUCUUGCAACAAAUCAAAUGGCAGCAUGGCAUACUACCUUCAGGUCGUAUCUCCAAGCACAAAUGCUUUGUGCUAAAGGCGAUGCCAGUGAUCAAGCUGCUCGUCGACAAAGGAAAACGGCCUGCUACACUAUUAGUCACGCAAAGCGAAUGGACAGCAAAUCUUGUUGAAUCAGCCGCUUUAUGUAAUCUCUAUGAUGAUUCAACACUGCAAGCACUCGCUGAAUGCGCCAUGAUUUUCCAUCGCCCUGAAAAACCCAAAGAAGAAACAUUUCACCUGUUGUAUUACGACACACACGCCUAUUUCCGAGUGAGCGAUGUUUUGCAACCUACAGCCAAGUUUCAGCAAGCACUCGAUCCUGUGCUUGAGCAUUGGCCAAAAGAUCCCGCUCGUGCAUGGCAAGGCUUAUGCAGAGUGUGGUAUGAGUUUGGAUUUCUUUGGCCACGAAAAAUCAUGCUUGGUUUACGACACCAUUUUAAAAACACGUACAGCGUAAACAAUCCUAAUCCUAAUCGACUCAACGAACUACGACAAGCACAAGCGUAUGAUGAAGCGAGCGCACAAUUGGAGGACAUUUGUGCUAGACGCGUUGGACAAGAAUACCAAUCGCAGCAAGAUAACCCUACUCAUUCACAACUCAAGGAGAUUGCUCUUACAUGGACGAUUAUCCAACGUAGUGAUUUGCGUCCCAUACAUGAAUUUCUUCAACCCGAUCAACGCGACAUUGUAUUGGAGAUGAUCAACAGCUUUGUGCAUAGGAUACCUAGUCAUCAUCCUAUCAAAUUACGCAGCCUAUCAACGGGUGGUUAUCUUUCAUGGCGGGCACAGCCACAUCAUGCAACAGCAGCCAACACCAAAAUGACGACGUCUUCUUCUCCAUCAUCAUCAUUAUCAUCGUCAGCAGCAGGUGCCACUGUUCUUUUUGCCACAUGUCCACUUGCAGCGAUGGCGGCAACACAAAGUCAAUAUUUAUGGCGAUUGGAUUGGGCUUUGCCUUUUGAUGAAAAACGAGUCGAUAUGGAAGCUCAUUAUGCAGGGGGAUACAUUCGAUGUGGGAGCCGAGUUUAUUUGUAUCCUGCUAGUACGACAUGUCACACAAACGACAAGCAGCACAGAUCAUCUACGACGACGAAAUUGCUCACACGCAGCAGCCCUGUAACCUCUACUACUGCUACAUCGCAUGUGACACAAGAUCAACAACAUCCAGCAGCGGCUGAGCGUUUACGCAGCCUUGAAUUGUUGGCAAUAGGUCAAGGUAGACAAUGCCGUGAGCAUCAAUGGACGAUAGAAAUGGAAAAUUUGGGAUUGGAAUACGAGGAUGAUUUAGCAGCUGAUACCAGUCGUAACGUGGAUGUUGCCAUUGGAAGACGUCGUCCAGUGCUACAUGGCGACAUUAUUGCAUUGCGUCAAGUCCAUUAUCUUUGUUCCUUAGCUUCACCCACAACAUCAUCAUCUUCAUCAGCAAGUCCACUACUAGCUUCGUUGAAACCCACAAUACCAGCGGCACUCACCACAGCCGCUAUUGCAUCACCAUCCAUGACAAAUAGUAGCACGAGUCUCAGCAGCGGGAGUCAUUAUCAUCCACAACAACGCUCCAGUAUUCUCUCAUCACCCACCAUGGGUGGUAGUAGUACAGCCAAUACUAGUAUCAACAAUGAUGCUGGUAUCUUGCGAUCGGUGCUUGCCAAGGAAAUUGGAUUUAUACAAGGCAGCUUUGAACAUUUCUGGAUGAUUGAAGUGGCUUCUCCUCAAGAUUUGCAAUACCAUCAAUGCGUCAUUGAUCCAAAAAAAGAGUCAACAUCAAGCAGCACGCCGCAACAACAACAGCCGACCAAACCAUCUUUAUUAACGACGGAGGCAUUGAAUCGAGAAGCACCCUUAACAGAUCUAGGACGUCAAUUGAAAGCAUAUAGCGACAGCUUUGAGAAAUUGGUUGAGCCCAACACCACCACCACAACAACAACGACAAUAGGGAUGCCAUCUUCCUCAUCAGGUGAAAUAAUGAUCCAUCCGGCUCCACGACCCAUAGACAAUGACGACGACAAUGACGAAGAACAAGACAAUGACGAAGAUGAUUGGGAUUAUCACAUUUGGUAA
Messenger RNA from Lichtheimia ornata, 2130 nucleotides. RefSeq lists its product as uncharacterized. Bases 1 to 2130 code for a protein of 709 amino acids. The transcript is spliced from 5 exons. The record is from RefSeq and is a predicted model, not a curated record. Lineage: Eukaryota; Fungi; Mucoromycota; Mucoromycetes; Mucorales; Lichtheimiaceae.